This is a messenger RNA of Cyclopterus lumpus (lumpfish), 3691 nucleotides long. RefSeq names its product solute carrier family 29 member 4 (gene slc29a4). The transcript has 11 exons. NCBI's taxonomy places the organism in Eukaryota, Metazoa, Chordata, Actinopteri, Perciformes, Cyclopteridae. Gene Ontology annotation, molecular function: nucleoside transmembrane transporter activity; monoamine transmembrane transporter activity. Gene Ontology annotation, biological process: nucleoside transmembrane transport. Gene Ontology annotation, cellular component: plasma membrane. The coding region runs from base 413 to 2062 and encodes 549 amino acids. The record is from RefSeq and is a predicted model, not a curated record.
CUCGCCCCCUCGCUCUCCUCAUCCAUCCACGCUUCCUUUUCCUCCGCUGCGUUCGGAGCGCUCGCAGGCAGGACGGCACCGGGGUCUUCCCUUCUGUCUGAUGGAGACGGGCUGAGUGAGGAGGGGCCAGGUCCGUCCGGUGGAGACCACCUUGAGGAUCUCUUGCUGAGGGGGGAGGAGCGGGCACGAAACCGGGGAGCGAGAGAGGAGGCACCGGAGCUGCAGAUCCUCCAUCGUCUGAAGGUCUCCUGCUAUUCUACUUUUAUGCUCUCCUGCCUCUCCUCCAGCGUGUCUUGGGGAUUGUGUUUGACAUGUACGCUCCCAAGAGAGUGUAGCUUGUAGUAUCGAGAGGAAAGUUUAGUGUGUGUGUGUGUGUGUGUGAGUGUGUGUCGAGGCUACUUGAAGCACAAAGAUGGGCUCGGUAGGAGCGGAGCGCCGCAGGCCCACACCGGUCCAGCUGCCCGAAGAGAGGGAUGUGUGGAGGGAGGGCGGACGAGCUGGAUGGAGGGAAGGAGGAAGGGAGGGCUGGAGGGAUGGCCGAGAAAGCGGCGUGGUGCAAAGCUACAGCUUCGACUCGUACCAGCUGGAGGAGGAGGAGAUCAGUAAAGACGCCCCGGAGCGAGGAGUGCUGGCGCUAUCCGAGCCCGACUUUGAGGAGCCGAUCCCUGACGACCGUUACCAUGGCAUCUAUUUCGCAAUGCUAUUGGCUGGCGUGGGUUUCCUGCUUCCCUACAACAGUUUCAUCACUGACGUGGACUACUUGCACCACAAGUUUAAAGGGACGCCAAUAGUGUUCGACAUGAGUCUGACGUACAUCCUGGUGGCUCUGCUGGCCGUCAUCCUCAACAACGUGCUGGUGGAGAGACUCAGCCUGCACACCAGAAUCACUGUGGGCUACAUAUUAGCUCUGGGGCCGCUGGUCUUUGUCAGUGUGUUUGAUGUGUGGCUGGCCAAGUUCACCACCAGGCAGGCUUAUAUCAUCAACCUCGUGUCAGUGGGAGUGGUGGCCUUCGGAUGUACAGUGCAGCAGUCUAGUUUCUAUGGUUACAUGGGGAUGCUGCCCAAGAGGUACACGCAGGGGGUGAUGACUGGAGAGAGCACAGCAGGUGUGAUCAUCUCCCUGUCGCGCAUCUUCACCAAGCUGCUGAUUCCCGACGAGAAGAAGAACACGCUCAUCUUCUUUCUGGUCUCCAUCAGCAUGGAGAUGCUCUGCUUCCUACUUCACCUGCUCGUCCGCCGCUCUCAAUUUGUCCGCUACUACACCAACAGCGCCCAAGGCAAAGGGCCGGUCAAAGGUCACGACCUGCACGACAACGGGACUGGAUACCGAGUUCACCAUGAUGUCACUGCGGAGGAAGUGCGAUUUGGAAAUGGUGGGACAGCACCGACCCUGACAGAGGAAGUCGUUGAGGACUUUGAGGGUGGGACGUACGUGCGAUUUGAUGCCCCGAAAGCCAAGAUAAGGAGGAGCUGGCCUGGUGUCCGCGACAUGAUCUUGCAUCGUUACGUGGUGUCCCGUGUGAUAUGGACCUACAUGCUGUCUAUAGCAGUGACUUACAGCAUCACCUUGUGUCUGUUUCCCGGGCUGGAGUCAGAAAUACGAAACCACACCUUAGGAGAGUGGUUCCCUAUCCUCAUCAUGGCCACCUUCAACAUGUCGGACUUUGUUGGCAAGAUCCUUGCAGCGCUGCCGUACGACUGGUCCGGAGGCCGCCUGCUCUUCUUCUCCUGCCUGAGGGUGGUCUUCAUCCCUCUGUUUGUCAUGUGCGUGUACCCGGCCAGCGCGCCCACCCUGUCCCAUCCCGCCUGGCCCUGUCUCUUCUCCCUCCUCAUGGGAGUCACCAACGGCUACUUCGGGUCUGUGCCGAUGAUCCAGGCUGCGGGCAAAGUGCCGCCCGAACAACGGGAGUUGGCCGGGAACACCAUGACGGUCUCCUACAUGACCGGCCUGAUGGUGGGCUCCGCCGUGGCGUACGCAGCUUACAGCUUCGCGGCUCCAGGACCAGGAACACACAACACCACACUCAACAUGCACACACACGUCAACGCUACUGGGUACUGAAUAUCUAAACACAAUGAAACACAAUCACGGAUGUAAACACACAUACACGUACAUGCCAUUUACAAACACAAUAUCCUGGCCAGGGGAAGCAGCGUAGACUGGUGGACUCAAAUCCAGCUGCGGAGGACGAAAAGACAUCGGCAAAGAACUCUUUAAAGGUUCAUGUUCAUACUCGGAGAGAUGUAUUCUCCUUUGUCCAGUCCAUGCUUCCAUGUGGCUCACUGGAUAAAGAAAGUGGAAUAAGAUACAAAAAGAAUGGAGGAAAUUAUGUUAAACAGUAAAAACGUAGCACAUUUCUCCACUUUGUCGUUCUCCAGCCUGGUGGCUCACUGACCUUCAAAUGCUACAGCUCUGCUGUGAUGAACUUUUCCCUGGAGGUGAAGAACAGGAGCUGGACAUUUGUCAACAGAAUCCCUUAAAGUGUCUCACAUGAAAUUAUUGUCUGCAUGUGUGUGCGAACCGACUGGCUGACAUUUGUUCAGUGUAAAGUCAAGUGGUUCUUCGCUGCAGGGAACGAAAAAGUUCACAGUUUUGGAGGAGACUGUGUGUCACAGGUCACAUUGGAUACAUUUCACAUUGUUGAUAUUCAGAGUGAUAUUCCCGGACCCGUUGUUUCAGCUGUUUCCUAAUUAUAAUCUCUGACAACCUCUGACCGCACUAUUUAAACACCACAAUAAGAGCCACUCAAAGGCUCAAUUUAAUUCACAGUGAAACAGAAGCUCCUGCCGUGUGACCUAUUUGCGAGUAUAAUGGAAUAUGUGGAAUUAUGAGACGGAAAUCCAGUCGCCCCAAAUCCCAUCUGAUUGGAUAUGUUUAAGUACAAGUUCAAGAGUCAUCAGAGAUAUUCUAAUCAUUUACAGGAAGAGCAACGAUUAGAUAUAAAAUUCUCCCAAAUAAUUUUUUUCACAGGAGUGAGAACUGUUGACAUUGUAACACAGAAAUAGAACUAGGAAAAUCUGUUUUUAUUUUUAUUUUACUUCUCCUUAUAAGGAAUUACAGUUUUCUAAUUAAUGACAGACAAGAUACUGUCACAACUUGAUUUUCUCUGAGUUGUUAAGAUAUUUAAAUUAAAUCCAUCCUUUUUGAUGCAUCAACUGGAAAAGCGUCAGUUGUAUUUACUUUCAAUAAUGAAGAACAUUAUUCUCAUCAGCCGUAUAAGUAUAUAUAAAUAAAUAAAUACAAUAAAAAAGAAUAAUGUUAAACCUAUAUAGAGUCAUUAUGAUUAUGUGCAUUAGCAGCUUCUCUGUUCGUUUUACUUACAAUAAUGCCAAGAGAAGAAGAAAAUGAAUGACUUUCUGUCUGUUUCAUUUGGGUUCCACAUCUCUUCUUGUAGCAUAUGAUGGAUGGAAAGAGAACAUAUGUUGGUAUAAAUGUACCAGAUGAGGUAGCAUGAAGAUAGCUGUGUCUUGCAGUUGUGGUUUUGAAAAAUGGUUUGUGUCCACUCUGUGUCCCUCUGAACGGUGUCUGUGUGUAACAUUCAUGUAAUGAUGUGGGAUAUUCUGGGAAAAACAUAUACGUGCCAAAAUGUCUGCCUGUUUCUGAUCAGUGUUAGUACCUGAGAAAAGAGAGAGUGUAACUCUGUGAACAAUUGAUCAGGAUGAAAGUUGUAAAUAUAUAGAAUGAAAAGCA